Molecule: messenger RNA, 6696 nt
Organism: Nasonia vitripennis (jewel wasp)
Lineage: Eukaryota; Metazoa; Arthropoda; Insecta; Hymenoptera; Pteromalidae
Product: alpha-1-macroglobulin
Exons: 22
Coding region: 364-6033 (1889 amino acids)
Cellular component (GO): extracellular region
Molecular function (GO): endopeptidase inhibitor activity
Source: RefSeq, a predicted model, not a curated record
GCCGAGAGUGUGUUGUAUAGUAGCGGGCACAGAGAGUAUUACUUAGUAGUAGGUCGCCGCCGGCCAGCGACGCUUCACGAUUCGAGAAAAGGCGAUAAAACCGAUAUAGAGUGUAGAGUGUAACCCCCCCUUGCCUAUACACAUUAUCGACACUUUGUGCUUUUCUUCAUCAUAGACUCGCUGUUGGGCUUGUUUACUUCGAUUCACAGCUGGGACGCGUAUAAGACGCACACCGAGAGAAAAUUCGUUCUUACGAGGAGUGAAAGCGAGUAAUCCGCAUACACGCGCCGAGACUAUGCGAUCGCUGCAGCAGCGCUGACUCUCCUGGCAUCCACACUGUGUGUGUGUGUGUGUGUAUCAACAAUGCGUCGGGACCUGUCGAUCGUCCUCUGCCUGGCGGCGCUGUCGUGCGCUGCCGGUCUCAACAGGAACAGGGGAUACAUCUUCACGGCGCCGAAACGACUGAUCGCCGGUGAGACUGAGAACGUGUGCCUGUCGCUGCACAACCUGGAGUCGCCUGUGCACGUGAGCGUCGAUCUGCUGGCGACAUCGAGCGCAGCCGGCCCCGUCACGCCAGCUUCUGCCGGUGGGGCUCUCGUUGAGGACGAUAUUCUUGGAAGCGCGAAGAACACUCUCAAAUCCGGAGUGGAGACGUGCCUGGAGCUGAGGGUGACCAGCAGUACGAAGUAUAGCGCUGCGAAGUUAAGGCUGAGGCUCAAAUUCGACAAACACCCGGAUUACGUCGUCGACACCGAGAAGAAGGUCUUCAUCGAACACGACGCUCUUGUCACCUUCGUCGAGACUGAUAAGGCUAUCUAUAAACCCGGCCAGGAUGUCAAUAUCAGGAUACUCACGCUUAGGCACGACCUUAAACCCUGGAUAAAAGCGAUACCCAAAGUUUGGAUCGAAAACCCGUCGGAAGUGCGGGUGGCUCAAUGGACUAAUGUGACGACGGAGAAUGGGAUGGCACAGCUAACGUUUCCGCUCUCGACUGAGCCCAGCUCUGGAAUAUGGAGGAUCAAAGUCGAGAAGAACCGGCCGCAACUGGUGCAUACUUCGACGUUCGAAGUGAGGAAGUACGUUCUUCCGCGAUUUCAAGUAACCAUCGGAGCUCCGAGCUACAUUCUCGCGGACGCUCCAAACGCUACCUGGAAAGUGUGCGUCAGGUACAGCUACGGCGAGCCUGUAAAGGGAAAGCUCCUGCUGAGCUUGCGACCGCAGACUCCGAUCUGGAAACGCAAGCAGACCGUUGCUGAUAUUAAUUACGAAGAAACUCUGGAUGCCAAGUCGGACGGCUGCAUGAAUUACACAGUGAGUGCUCAAGUUCUGGGUCUACCGCACUGGAAGGUUGCGCCAAACAACGUUGUGUUGCUGGCCAAUUUCACAGAGGCCAAAAGCGGUGUCGUCGAGACGGCCACCAGUCGCUCCCCCGUCAUGCACCAGCCACUCAAGCUUGAGUUCUCGCCGCAUACGCUCAAGUAUUUCAAACCUGGACUACCCUAUCAUGGAAAGCUUCGAGUAUUACGAGCGGAUGCUUCGAGCCCGGCUCCGAAUGAAAAGAUCCAAGUGUGUCUGAGGAUCCGUCGCAAGGACGAGUGGCAGCGCUCGGUCGUCGAGUGUCGCAACUUUACUUCUUCUAACGCCGACGGAUUUCUGGACUUUAUUGUGCCUCCGCAAAACAAGAAUAUCGUGCUUUUGAGCUUUGUCGCAACGGCAGUCAAUUAUCCCACCAAGUACUAUUCACCUGACAAACGCUGGAGGGUAUUCGUAGACCAACCGUCCGCGUACAUCGAUGUCGAACCUUGGUACUCUCCUUCAUCGAGCUAUCUUUCUGUGACGCGAGGUUCGCAACCCUUGGUCUGUGGUGAAAAAUACUCCUUCAAUGUAAUGUACACAAGCGGUACCAGUAGUACCGUCAACGCCACCAAUCUCAGUCCCGAUGAUACCGAACCAAUCAGUUUCCACUACUCGAUCAACUCCAAAGGCGACCUCCUGGUCUUCGGCCACGUCAAAUAUAAGCCACGCAAGGACACGCUCCUUGACUAUUCCGAGUUCAGGCAUGUGCUCGGAGCCGGAGCAGGUAGUAAGCCCAAUCCAUCGGUGCACCGCUUUCCACUGAGCGUCAAAAUAACGGCGAGUAUGGCUCCAGUCUCGGAGCUAUUGCUCUACUAUGUGCGCCCGGACGGUGAGGUCGUCACCGCGAGCCAUAGCAUCGAGGUCGGCCACUGCUUCGAGAACAAGGUCAAGACUGCCUGGCAACAGGAAAAACAGAGUCCCGGCUCGCUCGCCAAAUUCCAUGUCGAGGCAACGCCGUUGUCUCUUUGCGGCAUCUCUGCCGUCGACAAGUCUACAAGGUUCCUCACACAGUCGCAACCGGUGUCGAGUGAAGGUGGCAGUGCCGCUUCUACUGGAUCGAAUCUGUUAGAGCCCGAGGCGACUUUUGCUAGAUUGAAACCCUUCCAUUUACCACCUGAGACCAUGCCUAUGCAGAGCACCUGGGCCCAUUGCGACAAGUCUCAAGGAGCCGAGGAUAGUAAUAGCGACGAGGGGCCAAUGGAAGAAAUUGACCACUUACCGAAACCAGCCGCUCGAAACAAGAGGCAUUCCGUAACGUACAAUGUUGCUGCCAACUACGUUGAUGCAAUACAAGCUUUUGAUGAUUUUGGAACGAUCGUGAUGAGCGAUCUGAUUUUAGAGUCACGACCUUGUCCUCCCUGGCGCUCGAGUUUCGGACGCGUACCGCUAGGACCUUCAUCCGACGAAAUCGAUGAACCUGACAGAAUGUUAAAGGCUGUGAAAGCGAUGCCGCUGGCUUUCCAGUUCGGCGCCCCUGGCAUUCCAGGUCCCGAAGCAUCACCAAUGGGUCAAGAUGUGAAUUACGUUAACCCGACAUCAAUGGAAUCGCAAACCUCUACCAUUGUCCGAUCUUACUUCCCGGAAACUUGGAUAUGGGAACUUGUCCCUACUGGAAAGGACGGCCGAGCAACGAUCGAGCGUCAGCUGCCGGACUCGAUAACCGACUGGAUUGGCAACACGGUCUGCAUCUCUUCAAAGAGUGGCUUGGGUAUCGGGAAUCCCGUGCAGAUCACAUCAUUCCAGCCGUUCUUCCUCGAUUACAGCCUGCCCUACAGCGUCAAGCGAGGCGAGCAGCUGCGCCUCAAGGUAUCGCUCUUUAAUUACAUGCAGCACAGUCUGCCGGUGCUGAUCAAGCUGUUGGAUCACGAGGGUCUCGAUCUCGGGUUCAAUAGCUCUUCCGAGGCUUCCUACUGUCUCGGACCGAGAGAUAGCAUCGUCCACGAGUUUCCGUUACUACCAAGAGAACUCGGCGAGAUAAACGUCACCGUCGCUGCGGAGGUCGACAAAGAACGCGCCGAAGCUUGCGGAGCUCCAACGCCGCUACCCGAUAAUAGGGAUGAAAUAAUCAAGCCUGUGUUGGUAAAGACUGAGGGCUUUCCAGUGGAAAUAAGCAGAUCGUCGUUCCUGUGUCCCCGAGACUUCAGUGACGACACUUCGCUGGUCUGGGAGUUGGAGCUGCCAAGGCCCGAGGAUGAGCAGGUGGUCGAGGGCAGCGUCUCCGCCUACGUCUCGCUAAUCGGUGACGUGCUCGGACCCGCCCUCGAGAAUCUCGAACAGCUCGUCAGACUACCCAUGGGUUGCGGAGAGCAGAACAUGAUACUUUUCGUACCUAAUAUCCAUGCGAUCGCCUAUCUCGAUGCCAUUAACAGGCAGACGGGGUCCGAAAUGAGGGCCAGAGCUAUCAAGAAUAUGCAGAAAGGCUACCAAAGAGAAUUGAAUUAUCGACACCCCGACGGCUCGUACUCGGCGUUCGGCGCAGCAGCGGACGAAGCGGGUAGCGGCUCGAUGUGGCUAACGGCCUUCGUUGUAAAAUCUUUCGCACAAGCCCGCUCCAUUAUCCAGAUAGACGAGCGCGAUCUGAAGCUCUCGGUCAAGUGGAUAGUUCGCCGCCAGCUGGAGAACGGCUGCUUCCCGGUGGUCGGCCAAGUCUUCCACAAGGACAUGAAGGGUGGCCUCCGCGAGGAGGACGGCAGCUCCUCGGCCCUCACGGCCUACGUUCUCAUAGCUCUGCUCGAGUCCGGAGUACCUCUGAGCGCAGCCCUCGUUAACAACGCUCUCUACUGUCUGGAGAAGGCCAGCGUGUCCGACCACUUUGCCGACAAUCCUUAUACUGGUGCACUGACGACCUACGCCCUGGCCUUACUAGAGCACCCUAGGGCCAACGAAAGCUUGCGCUCGCUCAUGGGACGCGCCUCGCGACAGAAGGAUCUGCUCUGGUGGGAGGACAAGAGUCGACCUGGCUCGCUUGCUCUGAGCAUCGAGAUGACGUCUUAUGGGCUGCUGUCGCUUAUCAAGCUCGGGGGAGAGAAUAAUACCUUGGAAGCUCUGCGAGUCGUGCGAUGGCUCUCGAAGAAGCGCAAUGCCGAGGGUGGCUUCAGCUCGACUCAGGACACGGUGCUUGGGCUUGAGGCGCUCACCAAGUACGCGCUCAAGAUGGCUAAUGCUAGCGCGACCGAGCUUUCGGUCUUGCUCACCGCUAAUGAUAUGGAGAAGCUUUUCAAAAUCAACGACGAGAACCGUAUGCUGCUCAACAGGGUCGAACUGCCCACUUUACCCACGACGCUUGAGAUCUUUGCCGAAGGCGAGGGCUGUCUUCUCGUUCAGAGUAGCCUCAGAUACCACAAAGCCAAGGCCUCGGGCUCGGAGGCAUUCGACCUGUCUACCAGUACAGCAAGCGUCUCGACGGCAGAUCAGACGCCCAACGACGGCUGCUCUAUCCAACGUUUGACCGUUUGCACUCGCUACAAGCUCCCCGACGAAGAGAGCAACAUGGCUGUGCUGGAAAUUGCUAUGGUCAGCGGCUUCAGACCGGACCGAGCCAGUUUGCAUGACUUGCUCGAUGAGCACGCGACCGGAGUCAAGCGGUUUGAAGAGAACGAUGACACCGUGGCCAUUUAUUUCGAUAAGCUCACGGCUCAGAAGACGUGCAUAUCCUUCCAAGCGAUCCGCGAAAAUGUCGUCGAUCAUGCCGAACCUGCCAACAUCAAGCUCUACGAUUACUACCAGCAAGAGCUUACAGUUUCCACGAGUUACGCUUUCAUGGAUGUAUGCGAGAAGAACAAGACCGAAAAGGCAGUAAUCAAUCACGAGGCUAACAGCCCCGCGCCCAGAAAGAUGCAGCAGCUCGACAAUAGACUGUCCGUUAAUCAACUCCCGGAGAAGAUAGAUGGAAUUUUUGAAAUUGACACGACGAGGGAGAAGAAAGUCGAUCCUUCGAUUUUUAAGCAGCGGUCGUCUGGUGUCACUAUUCCGGCAACCAUCUCUAUAGACCUGGACGAAGGAAGCGGCAUUGAGCCGGACGGUGAACUAUUCUCGCCUAGUCCGAUCCUGCCGAAUAUUGAUCAGGAUGUGGUUGACGAGGGCUUCUCGCCGGCCUUCAUUAACGUCGAUCACGAGCUGGAAACGCCCAAUGGAAUCGAGGGCCCUAUACCUUUCUACGUCGAAGCACCGGUGUCGACUACGACCAAAGAAAGCGUUUUUGCACAGACCCCUCUAAAUGCGAAACCAUCGCUGAAUUUUCACAAUUCUACAAAAGUAGGCCUAAAGACAGAAGAGACAAAAAUGAGUAGAAGCCUGGCUUCCUGCCCGCGAUGCGAGGAGGGUAUUCCAUCGGACAUAAAGGAACUCUACUGCUCUUCAGCAAGUGCCGUUAAAGUGGCCAUUAGGCGAUCGCGAAAAGCCCGCUUGCUUUUAGACUUGAGCUCUUCAAGCGCCUCUACGAGACUUCGCUCGACGAUAGAGCUGAAUAUCAAGCCUGAAUGUCCCUGCGCACCGCUCGAUAAGCCUGGAAUCAUGGCUUUACUGCUGAGUUCAAAGGGCGGUUUUAAUUUUGCCAAGUCAAGUGAUAAAUCCAAAGCUCUACUGGACAGGAGCAACUCUAUGUUUGCUUUGACAUCUGUUAUUGGAACACCACAUGAAAUACAAGAGGCUCAACUAUCGUGUUCACGUAAUCCAUAGUUUUUUAUCCUAGAAUUUAAGAUUUAAACGAACUAGUGAUAUAGUGAUGUAAUCGUUGUACGCUGAUGCGUUAAAGCGUAUUUUUUUAUAAUAAUUUUUUUUAUACGUAGCACUCUGUUAGACUUUAUAAAACUUUUACGAUACUUUGCAUGAAUGCUUUGAAAGAUAGUUAAUGAGGGCAGAAAAUUUGUUAUUACUGAACAGAUUCAGGCAAAAGUAUUUUAGAAAUCGUUUUUUUUUUUUGGUAAACUUAACGAUCUACAUUGGUUGAUAAAGGUUAAUUAACUAAAAGAAAAACUAUAUAUUUUGUAAUCGCAGCGUUGCUAUUUUAUUGUACAAUGACCACAUAGAUAUCCCAAACAUAGUUUUUCAUUUAUUUUUAAAUAAGACAAAGCUUCUUUAAAAAUAGCAUACGAAUUUUGAUUUUUAUUUACAGUUAUAAUAAAUACGUUAAGAAUUUUAGAACUAUGUAUAGUGUUUUUUUAACUAUGCAAUGCGCAAAUGUACGAUACAUUUACAUAAUCGUUGAACAAUGAAGAGGGAUACAGAGAUGGGAAAGACGAGGGUAAAUGUAUGUAUGCAAGAGAAGAGAGAAUGAGGAUGGAAGUGUAAAGAUAAAUAAAGAUGAUAAUAAAAAUCGGCUUAAACGAUCACAAAAGUUUA